UUAACAAUUGCGUACAGCCCCCCUCCUCGUGGCACUGCUGAGGCAUGUGGAGACCCGCAGAGCGGGGCCUUAGUAUCGCACCACCACCUCGAGCUGCUUGCUCGGGGCACCCUGACUACCUUCCACAACAACAGAUGCCGAAUCAAAACAUGCAGUUUAAAUUAUUUAUAGUGACAUUAGUGCUCCACUGUACCACCGGAGAAUAUUUUAAAACGAAACCUAGUUUCGUGAAGACAUGCUACAAAAGUGAUCCGAACUUCGAGGAUUGCUCGCGGGAAGCCGUGCAGCAAUUAUUCAAUGCGCUCGGUCCAGGUCUACCAGAUAUCGGAAUGGAACCUCUAGAUCCCCUCAAAAUACCUAAAAUAAGGAUUUUGCAAGGUGACGGUCCUGUAAACGUUAAUGCUGCUCUGGAUGACGUCACUGUCACAGGUUUUGGGAAGACGCAAGUGUUGUCGAGUCAAGUGGAUGGCAAAACCUACGAUUUUCAUACAAAGGUUCGAGUUCCAAAAAUAAGAAUAGAAGGCACUUAUGACCUGAAAGGAAAGAUUUUAUUAAUUCCCUUGGUUGGACGCGGUGUAUGUUGGUUUGAGCCGACAAAUAUGACAAUUGAUAUUAUCAGUGAUGUUAAAGUAUACAACAAGGAUGAAUUUGUAUUUUUCAAUGUCACUGGGGCACAUGUCAAGUAUGCAAUUGGAGGGUUAAAAUUACGCAUGAACAAUUUGUUCGACGGCAUUGAGUCGUUGGAGGAGAGUACUAACGCCUAUUUGAAUGCUAAUUGGCGACCAGUCUCCGAAUCUUUGCGGCCGAUAUUAUCAAAGACUAUAGAAGAUAUUUUACUUGGUUUUAUGCAAAGAUUAUUCAAUAAUUUACCUGGAGAUUUCAUGAUCGGGGACGUGAAAAAUAACUUGCCAAGUAAAAAGACGGAUAAGAAAGUAUAAUUAUUAUAGUUUUAAGUUACAAAUAAUUAUUUAAAAAGGAUUAGUUACAUUAGGAUUAUUCAGAAAAUGUCUUAACGUAAUUUUAAAUUAAUUCUUAAGUAUCUUGACGUGAAAUAUUAUACCUAUGUGUAUGAGUGUCUGUACAAGUGUACAUACCUACUUAUUUUACAAUACGUAUAUACUUACUAAAGUAUUUCAUCGUGAUAUUUAGGUAAAAUACUGUGAAACCUGAAUCUCAAACCUGAUUAAAAUCUAUUGGAAACUGAGCGAGAUGUAUGAAAUUCGAAUGAAGUUGCGUUAACUUGACUGAAAAAUGGUUGUGUUGUGUAAAUACUGAAAACUAUAAACACCGAUUGAUUGCAGUUUUAUUUUUAACCACCCAAUUAGUAGUGCUAAGAUUUAAUGAUUCUAUUGCAUCCUGUUAGUUUUCUGAAAGUUUGGUAAAUAAAUAAUUAUCCUCAGUGAAAUUUGACACCGUGCCAAAACGUGGACUUUUAC
Messenger RNA from Helicoverpa armigera (cotton bollworm), 1436 nucleotides. RefSeq names its product circadian clock-controlled protein daywake. Bases 45 to 938 code for a protein of 297 amino acids. The record is from RefSeq and is a predicted model, not a curated record. The transcript has 6 exons. Lineage: Eukaryota; Metazoa; Arthropoda; Insecta; Lepidoptera; Noctuidae.